Messenger RNA from Yarrowia lipolytica CLIB122, 1023 nucleotides. RefSeq lists its product as uncharacterized. Gene Ontology annotation, biological process: regulation of DNA-templated transcription; nucleotide-excision repair. NCBI's taxonomy places the organism in Eukaryota, Fungi, Ascomycota, Dipodascomycetes, Dipodascales. The record is from RefSeq and is a predicted model, not a curated record. Gene Ontology annotation, cellular component: transcription factor TFIIH holo complex; transcription factor TFIIH core complex.
AUGAACGCCAUUGAUGGAACGUCCCGCCAGCUCAAGGACACGGAGGAUCAGACUCUGGACGACACGCCGUCGUUGUUGUCGAUCAUCAUUGACGCCCAUGUGCCGUCGUGGGAAGAAAUCAAGUCGCAAAUAUCCAUCUCGGAGGCUGUGGCUUCCAUUCUCGUCUUCAUCAACGCCCACUUGGCUCUGCACAACUCCAACAGCGUUAAUGUGAUUGGAUACAACGCCAGUGGUGCUCGAAUUUUGUAUCCUCCUAAAAGCGGCGUUGAAUCGACUAGAUCAAAGGAGAGAGAAGAGAGAUCGGAGAGUGUAAGCGAUGGAGAACAGGCACCCAGCAAGAAGGACCACUCCAUGUACAGACAAUUCAAGACGGUGGACGAGGUUGUGCAGACGGAGCUGUGGAACAUGCUGAACCACACCAACUACGUGGAGGAGGAGAAACAACACAACUCGGCCAUCUCCGGAGCACUGAGUCUAGCUCUAGGGUUCAUAAACAAACAUGUGUUUGUGGACGAGUCGAGAAUGCGAGCAAGGAUCCUGCUGCUCACCGUCGGACACAAAAACGAAACCAUCCAAUACAUCCCUACUAUGAACUGCAUUUUCGCCGCCCAAAAGCUCAAGAUCCCCGUCGAUGUGUGCAAACUGGGUCCUGGAUCCGACCAGGUCUUUCUGCAACAAGCAUGCGACUCGACACACGGCAUCUACAUGGAUAUCAGUGAAAAGAACUCCAAAACACCCAAGGGUUUGGUUCAGUAUCUGCUAUCGGGCUUUAUCUCAGACCCCAGUUUACGACCCCAUAUUGUGCUGCCCACCCAGUCCAAUGUGGACUUUCGAGCAGCAUGUUUCCUGACUAAACAGGUGGUGGAUAUUGGCUAUGUCUGCUCUGUCUGUCUGUGUAUCAUGAGCCAGAUUCCCAGCAACAGAAGAUGUCCUACAUGCGAUACUACCUACUCUGAGAAGACUUUGGCUGGUUUGGGUCGAAAACCUCUCAAGAAGAAGAAAAAGAAGGUCGUUAAGCCAUAG